Molecule: messenger RNA, 762 nt
Organism: Culicoides brevitarsis
Lineage: Eukaryota; Metazoa; Arthropoda; Insecta; Diptera; Ceratopogonidae
Product: zinc finger protein 511
Exons: 2
Coding region: 32-718 (228 amino acids)
Source: RefSeq, a predicted model, not a curated record
AAAUCAGCCGGUUUCCUUAAAAUUCACAAAAAUGACUGAAUUUUGCACUGUUGAGCAGCUAAAAACUCUUCUUUUGAGGUACGACAAAGGAUUUCAAGGCAAAAACAGUGAAUUUCUAUCGGGAAGUAAUUCGUGCCUUCCAAAAUUCAUCAAACACGGAAUUGUUCGCGACUUUGAAGAACCCGAAGAAUCCCAAAAUUCUUCCUCUGAAUCAAUUUCCUGCAACAUUCCCGGAUGCGUGAAUAUCUUCAACAGUGCUCGCGAGUACGAAUCUCAUUACAACUCCGUUCAUCGAUACACUUGCAACACUUGUCACAAGCACUUGCCGUCCCCACAUCUCCUGGAUUUGCACAUCGAAGAGACUCACGACUCAUUUUUCGCCGUAACAGCUGCUCGGAAGCCCAAUUUCGCGUGUUACGUCGAGGAAUGUUGCCACAAAUCCAUCGAUGCAGCUGCGAGACGCGAUCAUUGUAUAAAAGUUCAUAAAUUUCCGCACGAUUUCCGUUUUGAUAAAGUUGUAAAGGCGAAAAAGAAGAAAAAUCUCGAGAUGGAAGUCGAUGUUCAAGACAAAAAUUCGUCGGAAAAAGUGUUUGAAGUGCCAAAAGCGUUUCAUUUCGGUCACAGCAGCGUAAAAGGGUUCAGCAAACCACGAAAACCGAAGAAAAGUAUCCUCGAAGCUGAAAAUCCGAUGACAGAUUUGAUGGAAAGUCUUCCGUAAAUUAGUCAAAAUGGGAUUUAAUAAAUAGAAAUAAAUAAAUUAUC